This is a messenger RNA of Racocetra fulgida, 162 nucleotides long. The record is from the annotation of a GenBank genome assembly. NCBI's taxonomy places the organism in Eukaryota, Fungi, Glomeromycota, Glomeromycetes, Diversisporales, Gigasporaceae.
AUGACUACGCCUAUGCCUCAUACGUUGGGAACAACCACCAAUAAUAGUAAGAAUACAAAUAUACGUGAAUCAAACAUGUAUAUACCUGGAUCAUAUACGCCUAGUUAUGCAACAUCCAUAUCUGACAUGAAUGAGGAAUACGACAAUAUAAAUCGUAUUUAA